Messenger RNA from Arctia plantaginis, 1107 nucleotides. The record is from the annotation of a GenBank genome assembly. NCBI's taxonomy places the organism in Eukaryota, Metazoa, Arthropoda, Insecta, Lepidoptera, Erebidae.
AUGGAGUCGAAAAAACAUAUUUAUUUGUUUCUAAUAAUCAGCUUAACUUCAAUAGUCUCAGCACAGAGGACACCAACCAUCUCGCACAUAACUCAGGAACAGAUAAGAGAUAUUGGUGGACAAGUGGACUUGGAUUGCUCUGUGCAUUAUGCUUCAGACUUUCCAGUUAUUUGGGUGAAGUACGACCGAUUGAGGACAUUAGAGUCCAUCCCCCUGUCCAGUAACGCUGGUCUGAUCAUCAAAGACUCCAGAUUUUCUCUUCGGUUUGAUGAUGCCACUGCUACUUACACACUAUCAAUUAAAGAUAUUCAAGAAAACGAUGCCGGCUGGUACCAGUGUCAAGUAUUGUUGUCCAUUAGCAACAAGAUCACCGCUGAAGUGCAGCUCCAGGUCCGUCGGCCACCCAUCAUCUCGGAUAACUCGACGAGGUCUCUUGUUGCGAGCGAGGGAGAGAGUGUGCAAAUGGAUUGCUACGCCGGUGGAUUCCCAUCGCCGAAGAUUUCGUGGCGUCGUGAGAAUAACGCCAUUUUACCCACCGGUGGCUCCAUCUAUAGAGGCAACACCUUGAAGAUAAACCAAGUCCACAAGGAAGACCGCGGCACGUACUACUGCGUGGCUGAAAACGGCGUGGGCAAAGGCGCCAGACGUAAUAUCAACUUGGAGGUGGAGUUUGCUCCUGUAGUUACUGUUCCCAGGCCUCGAUUAGCUCAGGCUCUGCAAUAUGAUAUGGACUUGGAGUGUCACGUGGAAGCCUACCCCCCUCCUGCUAUCACAUGGCUAAAGGAUGAAGUGCAGCUCUCAAACAAUCAGCAUUACCGGAUCUCCCACUUUGCGACGGCCGAUGAGUUCACAGACACCACAAUCAGGGUCAUCACGAUUGAGAAACGUCAGUACGGUACCUUCAAGUGUAAGGCUCAGAAUAAAUUGGGCACCGAUGAGGGUCAAGUUGAACUGGUCGAGUCGAUAAUCCCGGUGUGCCCGCCCGCGUGCGGCACGGCUCACUACGGCGGCGCGUACAGCCCCGCGCCCUCCGCCCCCUCCCUCGCCGCGCUCGCCGCCCUCUACCUCGCCUACGCGCUCAGGAGAGUCGCCAAUGCCAGACAUUAA